Messenger RNA from Hypomesus transpacificus, 7738 nucleotides. RefSeq names its product pre-mRNA processing factor 8 (gene prpf8). Gene Ontology annotation, molecular function: protein binding; pre-mRNA intronic binding; metallopeptidase activity. The record is from RefSeq and is a predicted model, not a curated record. Lineage: Eukaryota; Metazoa; Chordata; Actinopteri; Osmeriformes; Osmeridae. Gene Ontology annotation, biological process: mRNA splicing, via spliceosome; spliceosomal tri-snRNP complex assembly. Gene Ontology annotation, cellular component: catalytic step 2 spliceosome; U5 snRNP.
AAACGUGCGGUGUCGUUUAGACUGCGUGCUCUGGCUAAGACGAAGGCAAAUCAACAGCUACAAACGUGAAAAGCGGUGAAACGUUAUUUCAAUUUAUCAAGAGAAAUGCUGUUUUAAUUAAGGGUGCACCAAGAAUAUUUUCAACACAAAGCAGUUGCCUUGGAAGGGAAGGAGAUUUGAGGCGCCAUGGCAGCUGCCUUCCCCUACAGAGGUGUUCCCGGAGGAAUGCCACCAGGGAUACCCCCUCCAGUUCAGGUCCCAGACUACAUGUCAGAGGAAAAACUGCAAGAGAAAGCAAGAAAAUGGCAGCAACUCCAGGCAAAGCGCUACUCUGAGAAGAGAAAGUUUGGGUUUGUGGAUGCCCAGAAGGAGGACAUGCCACCUGAACAUGUCCGCAAAAUCAUCAGGGACCAUGGUGACAUGACCAAUAGGAAGUUCCGCCACGAUAAGAGGGUCUACCUUGGAGCCCUGAAGUACAUGCCCCAUGCUGUUCUGAAGCUGCUUGAGAACAUGCCCAUGCCCUGGGAGCAGAUCAGAGAUGUGCCUGUGCUCUACCACAUCACAGGAGCCAUUUCCUUCGUCAAUGAAAUCCCAUGGGUCAUAGAGCCAGUCUACAUCGCCCAGUGGGGUGCCAUGUGGAUCAUGAUGCGUCGCGAGAAGAGAGACCGUCGGCACUUCAAGCGCAUGCGCUUUCCGCCCUUCGAUGAUGAGGAGCCUCCUCUGGAUUACGCCGACAACAUCUUGGAUGUGGAGCCCCUGGAGGCCAUCCAGAUGGAGCUGGAUGCUGACGAGGACUCCCCGGUGGCAGAGUGGCUGUAUGAGCACCAGCCGCUCAAGGACAGCACCAAGUAUGUGAACGGCACCACAUACCGGCGCUGGCAGUUCACCCUACCCAUGAUGUCAACUCUGUAUCGUCUAGCUAACCAGCUACUGACAGACCUGGUUGACUGCAACUACUUCUACCUGUUUGACCUCAAGGCCUUCUUCACUUCUAAGGCCCUGAACAUGGCCAUCCCAGGAGGACCCAAGUUUGAACCACUUGUCAGGGAUAUCAAUCUCCAGGAUGAGGACUGGAAUGAGUUCAAUGAUAUCAACAAGAUCAUUAUCCGGCAGCCAAUCAGGACAGAGUACAAGAGCUUUCCCUACCUGUACAACAACCUGCCGCACCAUGUUCAUCUCACCUGGUACCAUACCCCAAAUGUGGUGUUCAUUAAGACAGAGGAUCCGGACUUGCCAGCGUUCUACUUUGAUCCCCUGAUCAACCCCAUCUCCCACAGACACUCUGUCAAAAGUCAAGAGCCUCUGCCUGAAGAUGAUGAGGAGUUUGAGCUGCCUGAGUAUGUGGAGCCCCUGCUGAAGGAAACGCCCCUCUACACAGACAACACAGCCAAUGGGAUUGCACUGCUCUGGGCGCCCCGCCCCUUCAACCUGCGCUCUGGGAGGACCAGGCGCGCCAUUGACAUCCCUCUCAUCAAGAACUGGUAUCGUGAACACUGCCCCGCUGGCCAGCCAGUGAAGGUGCGUGUGUCCUACCAGAAGUUGCUGAAGUACUACGUGCUCAACGCUCUCAAGCACAGACCACCCAAGGCCCAGAAGAAGAGGUACCUCUUCCGCUCGUUCAAGGCCACCAAGUUCUUCCAGUCAACCAAGCUGGAUUGGGUGGAGGUGGGCCUGCAGGUCUGCAGACAGGGCUACAACAUGCUCAAUCUGCUCAUCCACCGUAAGAACCUCAACUACCUGCAUCUGGACUAUAACUUCAACCUGAAGCCUGUCAAGACGCUCACCACCAAGGAGCGUAAGAAGUCCAGAUUCGGAAAUGCUUUCCAUCUGUGCAGAGAGGUGCUGCGUCUCAGCAAGCUCGUGGUGGACAGCCACGUGCAGUACAGACUGGGCAACGUUGACGCCUUCCAGCUUUCAGAUGGGAUUCAGUACAUCUUUGCUCACGUGGGCCAGCUGACAGGCAUGUACCGCUACAAGUACAAGCUGAUGAGACAGAUCCGCAUGUGCAAGGAUCUCAAGCAUCUCAUCUACUACCGCUUCAACACUGGCCCUGUGGGCAAGGGUCCAGGCUGUGGCUUCUGGGCACCAGGCUGGAGGGUGUGGCUCUUCUUCAUGAGGGGCAUCACCCCUUUGCUGGAAAGAUGGUUGGGCAACUUGCUGGCCAGGCAGUUUGAAGGCCGUCACUCCAAGGGUGUGGCCAAGACUGUGACUAAGCAGCGAGUGGAGUCCCACUUCGACCUGGAGCUGCGUGCUGCCGUCAUGCACGACAUCCUGGAUAUGAUGCCCGAGGGCAUCAAGCAGAACAAGGCCAGGACCAUCCUGCAGCACCUCAGUGAGUCCUGGAGAUGCUGGAAAGCCAACAUUCCCUGGAAGGUGCCAGGCCUGCCCACCCCCAUCGAAAACAUGAUCCUGCGCUACGUGAAGGCCAAAGCGGAUUGGUGGACCAACACAGCCCACUACAACCGUGAGCGAAUCAGGCGCGGCGCCACAGUGGACAAGACGGUGUGCAAGAAGAACCUGGGCAGGCUGACCCGUCUGUACCUGAAGGCGGAGCAAGAGCGACAGCACAACUACCUCAAGGAUGGGCCGUACAUCACAGCUGAGGAGGCUGUGGCCAUCUACACCACCACGGUGCAUUGGCUGGAGAGCAGACGCUUCUCCCCCAUUCCUUUCCCGCCACUCUCCUACAAACACGACACAAAGCUGCUCAUCCUAGCCCUGGAGAGGCUCAAAGAGGCUUACAGUGUGAAGUCCAGGCUGAACCAGUCCCAGCGAGAGGAGCUGGGUCUGAUCGAGCAGGCUUAUGACAACCCCCACGAGGCCCUUUCCAGGAUCAAGCGUCACCUGCUCACUCAGAGAGCCUUCAAAGAGGUGGGUAUUGAGUUCAUGGAUCUGUACAGCCACCUCGUGCCCGUGUACGACGUGGAGCCCCUGGAGAAGAUCACAGACGCCUACCUGGACCAGUACCUGUGGUAUGAGGCCGACAAGCGCCGCCUCUUCCCGCCUUGGAUCAAACCAGCAGACACAGAGCCCCCACCACUGCUGGUUUACAAGUGGUGCCAAGGUGUCAACAACCUGCAGGACGUGUGGGAGACCACAGAGGGCGAGUGUAACGUGAUGCUGGAGUCGCGCUACGAGAAGAUGUAUGAGAAGAUCGAUUUGACGCUGCUCAACAGAUUGCUGCGUCUCAUCGUGGACCACAACAUUGCUGACUACAUGACAGCCAAGAACAACGUGGUCAUCAACUACAAGGACAUGAACCACACCAACUCGUACGGCAUCAUCCGUGGGCUGCAGUUUGCCUCCUUCAUAGUGCAGUACUACGGCCUGGUCAUGGACCUCCUUGUGCUUGGCCUGCACCGUGCUAGCGAGAUGGCCGGCCCCCCACAGAUGCCCAAUGACUUCCUCAGCUUCCAGGACACGGCUACUGAGAGCGCCCACCCUAUCCGCCUGUACUGCCGAUACAUCGACCGCAUCCACAUCUUCUUCAGGUUCACCGCAGACGAGGCCAGAGAUCUGAUCCAGAGAUACUUGACAGAGCACCCUGACCCCAACAACGAGAACAUCGUGGGCUACAACAACAAGAAAUGCUGGCCCCGUGACGCCCGCAUGAGACUGAUGAAGCAUGACGUCAACCUUGGCCGUGCCGUGUUCUGGGACAUUAAGAACCGCCUGCCUCGCUCCGUGACCACGGUGCAGUGGGAGAACAGCUUUGUGUCGGUCUACAGCAAAGACAACCCCAACCUGCUGUUCAACAUGUGCGGCUUCGAGUGCCGCAUCCUGCCCAAGUGCCGCACCAGCUAUGAGGAGUUCACCCACAAGGACGGGGUUUGGAACCUGCAGAACGAGGUAACCAAAGAGAGGACAGCGCAGUGUUUCCUGCGUGUGGACGAUGAGUCCAUGCAGCGCUUCCACAACAGAGUGCGUCAGAUCCUCAUGGCCUCAGGAUCCACCACCUUCACCAAGAUUGUGAACAAGUGGAACACAGCACUGAUCGGCCUGAUGACAUACUUCCGUGAGGCGGUCGUCAAUACCCAGGAGCUGCUAGACCUGCUGGUCAAAUGCGAGAACAAAAUCCAGACUCGUAUCAAGAUUGGCCUCAACUCCAAGAUGCCCAGUCGCUUCCCCCCUGUGGUGUUUUACACGCCAAAGGAGCUGGGAGGUCUGGGCAUGCUGUCCAUGGGCCACGUGCUCAUCCCCCAGUCUGACCUCAGGUGGUCCAAGCAGACAGACGUGGGCAUCACUCACUUCCGUUCAGGUAUGAGCCACGAGGAGGACCAGCUGAUCCCUAACUUGUACCGCUACAUCCAGCCCUGGGAGAGCGAGUUCAUCGACUCCCAGAGAGUGUGGGCUGAGUACGCCCUCAAGAGGCAGGAGGCUAUCGCCCAGAACAGGCGUUUGACUCUAGAGGACUUGGAGGACUCGUGGGAUAGAGGCAUCCCUCGUAUCAACACUCUCUUCCAGAAGGACAGACACACCCUAGCCUACGAUAAGGGCUGGAGAGUCAGGACCGACUUCAAACAGUACCAGGUUCUGAAGCAGAAUCCGUUCUGGUGGACCCACCAGAGACACGACGGCAAACUGUGGAACUUGAACAACUACCGAACAGACAUGAUCCAGGCCUUGGGUGGCGUGGAGGGGAUUCUGGAGCACACCCUCUUCAAGGGCACCUACUUCCCCACCUGGGAGGGUCUCUUCUGGGAGAAAGCCAGUGGCUUUGAGGAGUCUAUGAAGUGGAAGAAGCUGACCAACGCCCAAAGGUCUGGUCUGAACCAGAUCCCUAACCGUCGCUUCACCCUGUGGUGGUCCCCCACCAUCAACAGAGCCAACGUGUACGUGGGUUUCCAGGUGCAGCUGGAUUUGACUGGCAUCUUCAUGCACGGCAAGAUCCCCACUCUGAAGAUCUCCCUCAUCCAGAUCUUCAGGGCUCACUUGUGGCAAAAGAUCCACGAGAGCGUUGUGAUGGAUCUCUGUCAGGUGUUUGACCAGGAGCUGGAUGCCCUGGAGAUUGAGACCGUCCAGAAGGAGACCAUCCACCCCAGGAAGUCUUACAAGAUGAACUCGUCCUGUGCAGACAUCCUCCUCUUCGCCUCCUACAAGUGGAACGUUUCUCGUCCUUCCCUGCUGGCAGACUCAAAGGAUGUUAUGGACAGCACCACCACCCAGAAAUACUGGAUUGACAUUCAGCUCCGCUGGGGCGACUACGACUCUCACGAUAUUGAGCGCUACGCUCGCGCCAAGUUCCUGGACUACACCACCGACAACAUGAGCAUCUACCCAUCUCCCACCGGAGUGCUCAUUGCCAUCGACCUGGCCUACAACCUUCACAGCGGCUAUGGUAACUGGUUCCCUGGAGGCAAGCCCCUGAUUCAACAGGCCAUGGCUAAGAUCAUGAAGGCCAACCCUGCCCUGUACGUACUGAGAGAGCGCAUCCGCAAGGGUCUGCAGCUCUACUCCUCUGAGCCCACUGAGCCUUACCUGUCCUCCCAGAACUACGGAGAGCUCUUCUCAAACCAGAUCAUCUGGUUUGUGGACGACACCAAUGUCUACAGAGUCACCAUCCACAAGACCUUUGAGGGUAACUUGACCACUAAGCCCAUCAACGGAGCCAUCUUCAUCUUCAACCCCAGGACUGGUCAGCUCUUCCUCAAGAUCAUCCACACCUCUGUGUGGGCGGGACAGAAACGUCUGGGACAGUUGGCCAAGUGGAAGACUGCUGAGGAGGUGGCAGCUCUGAUUCGCUCCCUCCCUGUGGAGGAGCAGCCUAAACAGAUCAUCGUGACCAGGAAGGGCAUGUUGGACCCCCUUGAGGUCCACUUGCUGGACUUCCCCAACAUUGUGAUCAAGGGCUCGGAGCUCCAGCUGCCCUUCCAAGCCUGUCUGAAGGUGGAGAAGUUUGGAGACCUGAUCCUCAAGGCCACUGAGCCUCAGAUGGUCCUUUUCAAUCUCUACGACGACUGGCUCAAGACCAUCUCCUCCUACACGGCAUUCUCCCGUCUCAUCUUGAUCCUGAGAGCGCUCCAUGUGAACAAUGACCGUGCCAAGGUGAUUCUGAAGCCUGACAAGACUACCAUCACAGAGCCCCAUCACAUCUGGCCCACGCUGACCGACGAGGAAUGGAUUAAGGUUGAGGUGCAGCUGAAAGACCUCAUCCUUGCCGACUAUGGCAAGAAGAACAAUGUGAAUGUGGCGUCCCUGACCCAGUCUGAGAUCCGUGACAUCAUCCUGGGCAUGGAGAUCUCUGCCCCGUCUCAGCAGCGGCAGCAGAUCGCCGAGAUCGAGAAGCAGACGAAGGAGCAGUCUCAGCUGACGGCCACGCAGACGCGCACCGUCAACAAACACGGAGACGAGAUCAUCACUUCCACCACCUCCAACUACGAGACCCAGACCUUCUCCUCCAAGACCGAAUGGAGGGUCAGGGCCAUCUCUGCAGCCAACCUGCACCUAAGGACCAAUCACAUCUACGUGUCGUCUGACGACAUCAAAGAGACCGGCUACACCUACAUUCUGCCCAAGAAUGUGCUCAAGAAGUUUAUCUGUAUCUCUGACCUGCGUGCCCAGAUUGCAGGCUACCUCUAUGGCACCAGUCCCCCUGACAACCCCCAGGUGAAGGAGAUUCGCUGUAUCGUCAUGGUGCCUCAAUGGGGAACGCAUCAGACUGUCCACCUGCCCAAUCAGCUGCCUGGACAUGAGUACCUCAAGGAGAUGGAGCCCCUGGGCUGGAUCCACACUCAGCCCAACGAGUCCCCACAACUGUCCCCCCAGGAUGUGACCUCACACGCCAAGAUCAUGGCCGACAACCCAGCCUGGGACGGAGAGAAGACCAUCAUAAUCACCUGCAGCUUCACCCCAGGCUCGUGCACACUCACUGCCUACAAGCUGACGCCUAGCGGCUACGAGUGGGGAAGACAGAAUACAGACAAGGGCAACAACCCCAAGGGCUACCUGCCCUCCCACUAUGAGAGGGUUCAGAUGCUGCUGUCUGACCGCUUCCUGGGCUUCUUUAUGGUGCCUGGCCAGGUGUCCUGGAACUACAACUUUAUGGGUGUUCGCCAUGACCCCAACAUGAAGUACGACCUUCAACUGUCCAACCCAAAGGAGUUCUACCAUGAGGUCCACCGACCUUCGCACUUCCUCAACUUUGCUUCGUUGCAGGAAGGCGAGGUCUACAAUGCAGACCGUGAGGACAUGUAUUGCUAAGUGAGACCACACACCCACUGACUGCCAGGCUACCAUCUUUGUACACAAUAUAUUUGUAUGGGGACCUUCUGAAAAUUGGUCCAUUUGUGAUAAAAGCAUUUGAGCAUUUCUACCAAUGUUAUGAGACAAUUGGAAGUCAGCUUAUCAGUUUAGGGACACUUAAGUUGGCCUUUUUGUUUGUUUCCUAAGUUUUACAUGUAUUUUGUUAUUUCCAAAUGCCCUCUUUUCCCUCACAAUUGGUUUUCGGCAAGGCGUUCACAUGAGAUCUCCACAACCUGUUUGUUUCAUGCAGCUUAUCUUGGACACAAGUGAACUGGUGUUUGUGCAGCGUUACUGCUGCAUAUCUCGUAGUUUAUAUAGAUGUGGAAUUUCUUUUCAUAGGGGAUAGAAAACGUAUUUUCCCAGGUAGAAACAAAUGUAAUUGAAAGUGACGUCUGUCUGUUUUUUUUACGCUAGCAAUCAUUACCCGUAUGCUAUGUUGUGCAUUAAUUGUGGACACUGUAGGUUAAAGGGUCAAAAUAAAGAACUUUUAUAAUAA